AGUUAACCGCAGUCGUCAUUCGCUUAGCGGCGAAGACGGUGUGUUCGAAGGAGCUGGACUCCACAAGGAACAAGUUAUUUGUAUUUAGAGGUAUAUGGAACCAUAAAUCACGCAUAUAUAUUUAUUAUUAAAAAAAUGGCAACGCAAGAGGAAAUCGGUAUUGGAGAUUUGGUCCUUUUGGAUGAAAUCACAUUGGAAAAAAUUGUGGAAAAUUUACGAGUUAGAUACAAUGGUGGAAAAAUUUAUACGUACAUUGGAGAAGUAUGUAUCAGCAUAAAUCCAUACAGAAGUGUAAAUAUAUAUGACAAUGAUUAUAUUAAUAAAUAUAAAGAUAGAGAAUUAUUUGAAAAUCCACCACAUAUUUUUGCAAUUGCUGAUGCAGUGCACAGAGAAAUGAAGCAACAACGUCGUGAUACUUGUAUUGUAAUUAGUGGGGAAUCUGGUUCUGGUAAAACAGAAGCAAGUAAAAUUAUUAUGAAAUAUAUUGCUGCAGUUACCAAUUUAAGUGGUCAACAAGAAAUAGAAAGAGUAAAAAAUAUUCUUAUACAAUCUAAUUCAAUACUGGAAGCUUUUGGAAAUGCAAAAACAAAUAGAAAUGAUAAUUCAUCUCGGUUUGGAAAAUACAUGGAUAUAGAUUUUAAUUUCAAAGGUGAUCCAAUUGGUGGUCAUGUUACUAACUAUUUAUUGGAAAAGUCAAGAGUUGUAUAUCAGCAAAAUGGUGAACGGAAUUUUCAUUGUUUCUACCAGUUAUUAAAUGGUUCCAGUGAAACAGAGUUAAAUAAAUUACGCCUAGUACGAGAUCCAGCUGCUUAUUUCUAUGUUUGUGCUGGAAAUUGUAAUAAAACCAAUGCAACUGAUAAAAGUGACUAUAAAACAGUUACUUCAGCUAUGUCUACUCUUGGAUUCACUCAAAAUGAAGUGCAGACGAUCUGGAAUAUCAUUGCUGGCAUAUUACAUUUGGGCAACAUUACUUUUAAACUUAUUGACGAUAAACUUUUCAUUGAAAAUAGAACUGCUUUAAACGAUACAGCAAAUUUAUUUUCUAUUAGUGUACAGGAAUUAAGUACAGCUCUUACACAAAGAGUUAUUGCAGCAGGUGGAGAAGUUAUGCAAAAAACUCAUACUUCAACAGAGGCAGAAUAUGGUAGAGAUGCCUUUGCUAAGGCUGUAUAUGAAAGGUUGUUUACUGAAAUUGUAUCUCGUGUUAAUAGUGCAAUUAAUGUAAAUGAUACAGAAGCUUAUAAAAGAUAUAGAACAGUAAUUGGAGUACUUGACAUAUAUGGUUUUGAAAUUUUUGAUAUAAAUAGUUUUGAACAAUUCUGUAUUAAUUACUGUAAUGAAAAGUUGCAACAAUUGUUCAUUGAAUUGGUAUUAAAACAAGAACAAGAAGAAUAUAAAAGGGAAGGUAUUGCAUGGCAAAAUAUUGAUUAUUUCAAUAAUCAAAUAAUUUGUGACUUAGUAGAACAACCUCAUAAAGGAAUGAUAGCAAUUAUGGAUGAAGCUUGCCUUAAUGUCGGCAAAGUCACAGAUGAAAUGGUUCUAGAAGCUAUGGAUCAAAAAUUACUUGAUCAUAAACAUUAUGCCUCUCGACAAUUGAAGCCAAUGGAUAAAGAACUUCAACAUAAAAUUCAAUUUAAGAUUAAGCAUUAUGCUGGAGAUGUAAUAUAUAAUAUUAAUGGCUUUUUAGAUAAAAAUAAAGAUACGUUAUUUCAGGAUUUUAAACGUUUACUUUAUAAAAGCAGUAAUCCAAUAGUUAGCAAAAUGUGGCCUGAAGGUGCACAAAACAUUCUAAAAACAACAAAAAGGCCUUUAACAGCUGGAACUCUUUUCCGUAAUUCCAUGAUAGCUCUGGUUAAGAACCUAACAAGCAAAGAACCAUUUUAUGUGAGGUGUAUAAAACCUAAUGAAGUUAAGUCACCAGUUGUAUUUGAUGAAGAAAGAGUAAAUCAUCAAGCACGAUAUUUAGGUCUUCUCGAAAAUGUAUUAGUUAGAAGAGCAGGUUUUGUGUAUCGUCAACGAUAUGACACAUUUUUAAAACGGUAUAAGAUGAUAUCUCAAUACACUUGGCCAAAUUUUAGAGGUGGUAGUGACAAAGAUGGUGUACGUACUUUAAUGGAUGAAAAAGGUUUUAGUAAUGAUGUAAAAUAUGGACAUACUAAAAUAUUUAUUCGUUCGCCACAAACACUUUUUGCAUUAGAAAAGGCACGUACCGAUUUGAUCCCGGGUAUUGUAAUAUUAUUACAAAAGCAAUGGAGAGGAUAUUUAUGCCGUCAAAAGUAUAAAAAGAUGAAAGCUGCCCUUAUUAUAAUGAAACAUUAUCAAAAAUAUAAAAUGUACACCUAUAUCAAGGAAUUAGAAAAAAUGUUUCAAAAUGCAAAAACAAUGCGGGAUUACGGCAAACAUUUAACUUGGCCUUGUGAAAAUUUUGCUGUGAGACACAUAAUAUUUGCUUUAAAAAUGAUGUAUGAAAGAUGGUGGGCAUGGAUGAUUCUCAGACUUAUCCCUAGAGAGGACUGGCCUCAACUACGACUGAAGAUGGCUGCGGGCAUAGUUUUGCGUUCAAAGCGACUUCAUUGGGGACAAGAUAGACGUUGGGAAGGGAAUUAUCUUUCCAAACCAGAUGAAAAUCCUCAAAGUGAUAUUUUUAAUUCUUCAAUAAAUAAUCUUCGCAAUACUGAUCAUUUUAAAGCAGUUUUAUUUAGUGCAUUUAUUAGAAAAACGAACAGAUUUAAUAAACCAAAGGAUCGUGUACUAGUAGUUACUGAACAUGCAAUAUACAAGCUUGAAAGUUCUAAAUUUAAAAAUAUGAAAAAAGGCAUGCCAAUAACGGAAAUAACAGGUUUAAGUGUAUCACCUGGGAAAGAUCAGCUUAUAACAAUUCAUUCAAAUCGAGGAAAUGAUUUUAUUAUGUCAAUCAUUGCUAAAGAUGAUAGAGUUGGAGAACUUGUUGGCAUUUUAAGUAAUAAAUAUAAUCAAUUACGUUCUGCUGAUCUACAAAUUACAGUGGAUGUAAAAUUUAAAUGUAUGCUAGGAAAUAAGAGUAAAGUAUUACGAGUAGAAGUACAUCCUGAAGUUCAUGAACCAACGUUUAAAAAAGAUGGUGAAAAUAUCAUAUAUGUCAUUCCGCCGUCAGUCGGUAUAAUUGAAGGAAGUGCUAAUACAAGGUUUAGAACCGCUAACUAAAAUAAUCCUUUCAACUGCCUUUCUAAUAUUUUAUCAUAAAUAUUAAGGUUAAAUUAUUAUAUAUACUAAUAAUGUUACUGCAAAAAUAUUUUUUGAAAAUAUCUUUUUAUAUAUUCAUACAUCUAUUAAUGUACAAAUAAUAUUAGGGAUAUUAAUAGGGUCGUAAGCUAAAAACAAGUGACAAUACAGUAAUUUAGUAACAUAAAGCAUUUUUAGUGCAAAUACGCGAGUAUUUUACGAGUAUUUUACUGUAUCAAAUAAGUAAUGGGAACAAAACUUCUUUAUGUAAAUACGUACAAAAUUAAAUCCAUUAAAAGUAGUGCAUUUCAAAUUGUAAGAAUUAAAUGCAUUAUUUAUGUGAAUAAGUUGUAAAUUUCUAAAUUGGAAUGAUACAUAGGUCUUAAGAGAAUUAACACAGUAUUGUUUUAAAAAGUAUCAUUCUUUGGUACAGUAGUCUUAAUACAUAUUUACCAAUGUGGCAUUUUACUUAAAAUAUUUUUGAAAAUAUAUUUUUACACCAUCGUUGAAUAUUUAUAUAUUAUGUGGAAAUUUAAUAAGAUUUAUAAAAAAUACAAUUUAUAUGUAUGUUAAAACUGAUAUAUAGAUUAAUCAAAAUUUUAACACUAUUAAGCAUAAAUAAUAGAUAGCAUAAUAAAAAAAUAAAUAUUAAUGAAAAAUUUGUCACAUAAUUAUUGUAUUGAAAAUUUUCUAAUUAUAUUAAUGUUGUGUUUUAAUAAUGCUGUACGAGUUGAGAUAAAAAAUGUAAUAUGAUAUAGCACAUCAUAAAAUGGUGCCAUUGUUAAAAAAUAAAUUUACAUUUUUACAUA
Bombus impatiens (common eastern bumble bee) is the source of this 4010-nucleotide messenger RNA. It is a transcript of the gene Myo31DF, whose product is annotated as unconventional myosin ID. Gene Ontology annotation, cellular component: microvillus; cytoplasm; plasma membrane. Bases 136 to 3183 code for a protein of 1015 amino acids. Gene Ontology annotation, biological process: actin filament organization; vesicle transport along actin filament. Lineage: Eukaryota; Metazoa; Arthropoda; Insecta; Hymenoptera; Apidae. Gene Ontology annotation, molecular function: ATP binding; actin filament binding; microfilament motor activity. The record is from RefSeq and is a predicted model, not a curated record. The transcript is spliced from 15 exons.